Messenger RNA from Sorghum bicolor (sorghum), 1288 nucleotides. RefSeq lists its product as uncharacterized. The transcript is spliced from 2 exons. The record is from RefSeq and is a predicted model, not a curated record. Bases 578 to 976 code for a protein of 132 amino acids. NCBI's taxonomy places the organism in Eukaryota, Viridiplantae, Streptophyta, Magnoliopsida, Poales, Poaceae.
GGGAUAACAAAACAUUAUCAAAGAAGCCCUACCAAAUGAGAUAACAAAAAAAUGGUUUCGCCCCUGAACUGACUGAAGCUAGCCAUGCCAAGAAGCUGAAGCUCUUUUCGAACUAGCUAGAAACUAGAGCCAGAACUUUUGGUCCUAUCUGAUGAUCCUCUCGAAAAUGCUCUCCGAAAUCGUUCUACCAAACGUUCAUACGAAGUGCCUUUAUCUUCGCUCGAGAAUCUGCUUCGCGUUGCCAGAGGCGGAGCCAUUCUAGGAGAAUCCGAAGUCCUGGCAAACAGAAGACAAGACUUGUGCCCUUGUGCUCUCAAUCGCUAGUUUCUUUUUUCAACCACUGGAAUGAGAGCUUCAUACGCUGAAGCUGACGCACAUGAUGAGAGCUCUGUUUCUGCAAACAUGGACUCCUUCCAAGUUCCAACCAAUCCGCUGUACCAGUGCCAUGCCACUGCCUGCUGCUGCUGCAGCAACCAACAAGCAAGCAGGAAGUUAAAAAAAGCAGCCUUGCUGCGGCCUGCAAAGGAGAGGAAUCCGAGCCAAGCGGAGCGAGCCAAAGCCGGGGGGGUAAGUAAUCAUGCGGGGCCGCGAAUUCCACCGGAACCGCUGCAGCUUUGGCCGUCCUGCAAGCGCUGCCCUGCCGGCUGCCGCUGCGUGGCGGAAUGAUUCCGCGAACUGUUGCUGCGUGUGGACAGCAGCGGCGCAAGCAGUUGCGGCUGUCCCGGCGCCCAGGAAUGGUCGUGGGGGCGGGGGCGGGGCAAUCGCAGUCGCAGACGGCGGGCACGGCGCACGCAACAAGAGGCGCGCGGGCGGGGGAGGGGACCGCAGAGCGCAGAGCGCAGCAGAGUCCACGUUGCCGUGGCGCCUGGCGCCUCCAGCGGCUUGCUGCUGCUCGUACAGUGGCGACGGCAGGUCGAGGACGAGGAGGCAAUUGGCAACACGGACGACACAGGUACGAGGCCAGAGUCGGCAUUGAAACUUCUGCCGCAAUGUUAAACAUCUAUAUAGUUCUAUACUACCUCUGUUCAGACUACUCCAACUGGCCAAUAGAGAGUCAACGUGUAAUGGCCGUGCAAACCAUGAGAAGGUCGGUCCCCGGACCCCGUUGAUUUAUCACCCUUCAGCUUCCAAGCAAAACGAUGAAGGCUACUGGCAAGCAAUACGGAUGAACACAGACCUGAGCCUGCCUUAAAAGCUUGUAAAUAACUCAGGCUGCAGUUGCUUAACUAGUAGUAUGUAUACGGAGAUGAAACAGUCCAGAACCGGUCUUGGAUUCCAUACUACUAGG